AUGCCCGCCUUCGCGCAGUGCGUCAUCACGAUUCAAAGUUUUGGCAGCACACAAGGAUCGAGACACUGCAAAAUCGCAAGCGCGCAAGCCGGUUGGCUACACAAAGUGCCGAGCGUCUGCGGGGGGGGGCCAACCCUGCAGUCAACAGGGGGUGGAGCUGUCACCGUCCCAGCAAAGCGUGGGAGGAAACAUGAAACCGCCAAACGAGGCCCUCCGUUCACCACGACUGCAACCUCCAGUUUCAACGUCCAAAUGGUACACAUUCGAUGCCAGAUGGUCGUGCAGCGUGGUACAAUGUGUACCUUCUGCAGCCUGAUUCGUCCCCUGGCCCGCUGA
Messenger RNA from Penicillium cataractarum, 336 nucleotides. RefSeq lists its product as uncharacterized. The coding region runs from base 1 to 336 and encodes 111 amino acids. NCBI's taxonomy places the organism in Eukaryota, Fungi, Ascomycota, Eurotiomycetes, Eurotiales, Aspergillaceae. The record is from RefSeq and is a predicted model, not a curated record. The transcript has a single exon.